AUGUGGAAAUACUUUACCUUCAAAAACACUUGGAGAUACAUUGACGUACUUCCAGACCUUCUCGAAUCUUACGACAAUAGCUUUCACCGCAGUAUUYGAAURAAACCCGUGGAGGUCAACAAGAAGAAUGAAUCGGUGGUUUGGCACACCUUGUAUGGAAAAACCGUUACAGAACCUAUUCGCUACAAAUUUGGAGUUGGCGAUCAAGUCAGAAUCAUUAAAGCUAAGAAGAUCUUUGACAAAGGUUAUUUACCAAACUGGACUACUGAGAUAUUUAUCAUAUCGGAAAGGCUCCCAAGGCGACCACCAGUUUAUCGUCUAAAAGACCUACAAGGAGAAGUCUUAGGGGGUGUGUUUUACGAAGAAGAACUUCAAGGUGUUCAAAAAGACGAUGAUGUUUAUCAAAUAGAGCAUAUCUUGAAAAAACGAAGAGUGAAAAAUCGCUUAGAGUAUUUUGUUAAGUGGAAAGGGUAUCCAGAUAAGUUUAAUUCUUGGGUCCCAGCUAGGUCAUUACUCUUCAUUGGAGAGCAUUAUUGGCAAGAUGAACGAUUUGGUCAAGGCGACUAA
Actinia tenebrosa (Australian red waratah sea anemone) is the source of this 567-nucleotide messenger RNA. RefSeq lists its product as uncharacterized. NCBI's taxonomy places the organism in Eukaryota, Metazoa, Cnidaria, Anthozoa, Actiniaria, Actiniidae. The record is from RefSeq and is a predicted model, not a curated record.